AUGAUUCAAGUCAAGCACAAGUGCGGUUGCAGAUGGCAGACCUGCCAGCCGAACGGUGACACGGUGUACGGUGGAGGUAUCAAGGUUCAAACUCAAAGGGACCCUAGGGAUGAAGAGCGUCCUCGAGCACACACGAACACAGCUAAGCGCUCAUCAGUCAUCACCCUCAAACUCAGCAAACCUUCCUGCCCCUUGAUACUGUUCCUGACGCCCUCACGCAGAUUUGGAUCGGUCGAUGAAGCUUUGAAGCGCAGUCGAUAUUACCCCAUCUCACGUGGUCUUCCCCUUGACUCCUUUUCACGCGUAUCUCAGCUCUCCACCUACUCACUUAUUACUCCUCCUACUUACUGCAUCAUGCCCUCAACCCUGUCACUUCCUGAGCUCAAACACCUUCAGCUUCAUGAUUUCGCCCAUCCUGAAAAGGAGACUUCUACACAACAUCAGGAGUAUGUGAGAUGGCGAUCAGGGUCCAGGCCUGCGUGGGCGGACGAUACAGUGGAGUCUAUGUUGCGCUUUAUCAAGGAGCACGCGCACUUUAGUAUCGGCGGCGCACCUGGAUCUGGCAAGUCUACCAUGUUUGCAGAAAUUUGCGCGUACGCCAUGCCCGGUACGGCGGUCCUUUUGGUCUGUCUGACCAAAGUCGGCGCGAGGAUGAUGUGGCAGUACAUCAGCUUCGAUAUUGGCGUGCCGAGCAAGAAAGCGGUCAAAGCUACCAAGUCGGAGCCGGAUGGACGGGAGAAGAAGGAGCCGCCAGAGGUGGUUGCUCUUCGCAUCAGCGAGAAGAGCGAGCACAUCGAGGAGGGGACUCGCAUCGGGACCAUGACCGAGGGGAUGGUCUUUCGGGAGUUCCUCCACGAUCCCGAUCUCAGCCAAUUUGGCCUCGUCCUCUUCGAUGAUUGCCAUGAGGAGACGGGGUUGAUGGAUGUUCUGAUUGGCCAUGCAAAGCAGCUCAUGUCGAGCGGCAACUCGACCCGCUUUGGCUUGAUCUCCGGUCCGACCGAGCUCAGCCCCUAUCACCACUUCCUCUCCCUCCCGCCCGACGCGCACUACGUCCUCGCCUCCCUCCCCUUUCCGCGCGAGCGCGUCCUCUCCGCCAUGCUGUACGGUCUCGAAAACACGGACAUCAUCGUCAUUGCCGCGGCUGUCUCCAGGCAGGAGAAGGAGAAGGCGAUCCGCAAGCGAGGCGGGCACAAGCGGCGGCGUAUCGUCAUCACCACCAACGUAUUCGCCAACACCAUUACCCCGGCCGGCUUUACGCUCGUGAUCGGCAUAUUCCAGCGCAAGAUCAAAGUCUUCGAUCCCGCAUCACCGUCGCCGCCUCACUCGACGAGGCCAACUCCACCGCGGGUAGGAUCGGCCGGACCCAGCCCGGCAUCGCUCUUCGUGCUGCGACCGAGGCGGACCGAGGCGGACUUCGUCGCGAAUACGGUCCGGUCGCACCCGCCCAAGGUGACCCGGGAAGAGUACACGGCGAACCUGCUGUACCAGCUGGCUCUGGAGGCGGAGGAUCAUGGGCGGGAGUUCGAGCUUCCACAUCAACCCACUCCUGCUCUCAAGCUUCGAGCUGUCACUACGCUCAAGCAUCUCGGCGCCCUCACCCCCUCCAGCGGCCUCUCGUCCAUGACCAUCACCAAGACCGGCAAGCAGAUGGCGCGAUUGUCGUGCAGCCCCGAAUACGCUCGCUCGCUUGUAGCAGCCAGCGACAGGGGAUGCUUGGCGGAGAAGAUCCUCCUUGUCGCAGCAAAUUGUGCCUCCCAAGCUAUCUUCCUCACCGACAGGGAGCUUUCCGCGUCAAAACUACCCCCUCGGAUCCGAAAGGAUAUCGUGGCCGCGCGCCGUAAGAUGAAGAUGCGCGAAGGGGACCACUUUGUCCUCUACAACGCUCUUCGGCUGCGUUGGCAAUGCUUGGGCAAGAACGACCGGAAUGAAGAGCCGGCAGACCCGGCUGCGGCUUCGGAAGCGAAGGCGAAGAAACCUAUCAAGCCGACCACCAAGUUUGCAACGGAGCAUGGUCUGCGCGAGGAGGCGCUGUACGAGGCGGUUGAUCUUGCCAAGACACUCCGGAGCCAAGCUGGGAUGAAGGGGAUGCUCUGCAGCGGCCUCGGUAAACACCACAUGUCCCCGUACAUCUACUUCAACCGGGAUCCCGUUCUGUACCUGAACGAUAUGCGCAAGAGCCUGCUCGAGGGGCAUCCGCAUCGAGUCGCUUAUCGGGUCCCGAAUAGCCCGACCAAGGAGUUUCAUCGUAUGAUCGAUGAUCGUCUGGUCAAGGGCGUCCAUCUGGAAGGACGGCCAGCUGAGCGGUCCAUCUUAUACGACUCCAGCCACUCCUACGUUCUCUUCUCGACCGCUAGCAAGUCCGAUAAUGCGGAUACGGUCACCAUCAACAACCUAACGUAUCUGGACCGAGAAUGGAUCGAGGGAGCUUGA
Messenger RNA from Dioszegia hungarica, 2430 nucleotides. RefSeq lists its product as uncharacterized. Bases 1 to 2430 code for a protein of 809 amino acids. Gene Ontology annotation, molecular function: RNA binding. Lineage: Eukaryota; Fungi; Basidiomycota; Tremellomycetes; Tremellales; Bulleribasidiaceae. The transcript is spliced from 16 exons. Gene Ontology annotation, cellular component: intracellular anatomical structure. The record is from RefSeq and is a predicted model, not a curated record.